Peniophora sp. CBMAI 1063 is the source of this 1455-nucleotide messenger RNA. The record is from the annotation of a GenBank genome assembly. Lineage: Eukaryota; Fungi; Basidiomycota; Agaricomycetes; Russulales; Peniophoraceae.
AUGACAGAUAGCACUUCAGCUCCCUUAUCGACUAACAUCGCGUCUCUACCGCUCAUUGCUCGCCUAAACGGAGACUGUCUAGCUACUAUCUUCUUCGCGAGCGUACAGGACGAAUACAAUACCGACGAUCAACUGCGACGGCUGCUUCAUCUGACGCACGUAUGUCGUGCAUGGCGCGAUCUCGCCUUAGGCCUGGCCGAGUUAUGGGGCGACGUCGUUUUCGCCAAUCCCAACCACCUGGACGUUAUACUUGAGCGUGCUCGUGAUGCACCGCUAUCUACCUACCAUCCACCGAAAGCGCAUUUGCACGAUGUGCAUAAGAACUUCCUGAUGUCGCAUUUCCAUCGAUUCCAGAGAGCAGAAAUGAGACAACGCCUUGAUCUAGCUCCUUUGCUCGUGCAGAAGCCGACCAACACACUCACUACCGCUCAAAUCUAUCUGGACAAAGGUGGAUCGCAUAUAGAUGGCAUUUGGCACGCACCCGCUCUUCGUAAGCUGGCCCUUUCCGGCUGCAAGUUGCAGACCGAAGCUCCAAAGCUUCAGAGCCUUGGCGUCUAUCGCAUGGCAGACAUGGACGAUGCGUGGCUUCGAGCCCUGCUCUCCUCUCUGCCCCUGUUGCAGGAGUUUUUCAUCGAUCAUUUACCAUACUUGGCCCCAGAAACGCCCCCAGUACCUAUUGAACUCCCUUCUAUCGCCAAACUUUCGCUCGGUUCAAACACUCUGUCCACCGCACAGUUCAUAGAACGCUUGACGCCUCUGAACAUAAAUCGCGAACUAGAUCUCAUGAUAUUGAGAGACCAUCUGAACUUCCCAUACGUACCGCGUCUGGCCAAUGCCCUCGGUCCCUACCUGCGCGACUCUGGCUGUAACUCCAUGGGAAUCAAACUUCCGCUCACUGGAGUGCGGUUCUGGAAGGACAAGUUGGGCGAAGACACCAACAAUGCGAUUGUACACGAGCGGACGGUACUGUCGAUGGGCGUCACGGUACGGCCGUUGACGGAGCGCAUCAUAGCUGCUCUGCUCGAGCAGAUCCCGCCGUCCAACCUCGGCUACUUCCAUCUCUCGGGUAUGCCCGAUCCGGAGACACGGCGGAUAGUACAUACCCCACGACUUUCCGACUCCGUGCACACAGUCGUGUGCGAGUUUCAGGAUAUUGAGGAUAUCUUAGCGAUCCUGGGACGCUGCUUCCUUGAUCCACCGGCACCCACGGCGUACUCCAAGCUCCAAGUCUUCGAGAUGCGAUGUCCCCUUCCGCUGGCGCCGCACCCCCCGGACAGGAUGGUGGAACUCAUAAUCAUGCUAGGCCUCUGGCUCGAGACGCGUCGUAUGACUGGACUUCCUCUGCAAGAGGUUCGAGUACUCGCUGACGCCGGGAGCUCGAAUAUCCUGUUCAAUCCAUCUACAAUUACUGCCUGGGAUUCAAUCCAAGCUAUGGUCAAAUUCGUGAAACUCUAG